CUCCAUGUUCUGAAAAAUUCAACUUGACGGUCACAGACGUUGAAUCUGGUAGAAUCAACAUUUCUUGGACAUCUCUGACAACCGAUCCACACACCAACGUUUCUGAUGACCCUACGUAUUUGGURUUUUACAACUCUACUGCAAAAGGCGUCAAUAAUUUUACUAUGGUAACCAACUGGACAUCAGCUGUGAUUGACUAUCUUUCUUUCAACGCAUUGUAUUCGAUUGAAGUUGUAGCCUUUUUCUAUGGGUCUAACAGCAUCGAACGAGCCUGUCCUGUACAAGUAAAAACAAACGAACUGAGAGUACGUCUUGUUGGAGGAGAAGCACCGAACGAGGGACGCGUAGAAGUCUACUACAACGGAAGAUGGGGUACCGUAUGCAAUGAGUAUUGGGACAUGAACGAUGCUAAUGUGGUGUGUCGAUCACUGGGUCUACCCAAUGCGAGUUACAGUUUUUCUAACGCCUACCAGUUUGGAAGUGGGUACAAAAGUUCAUGGAUGACACGAUUACAGUGUUCAGGGAGAGAGACUAGUCUAGCAAACUGUAACCAUGCAGGAUGGGGAAACACAUACUCUUGGUGCAGUUCCCAUUACUACCAUGCUGCAGUGGUAUGCGGACAUCCAACAGUCAAGGAGAAAGGAAUAAAUGACUUGACAGGAGUGAUCGUAAGUCCAGGUUACCCACAGUACAUGAGACAGGUGCACUACCAGUGGACGAUUCGAUCUAUCCUCGCCAAUGCACAAGUGGUUGUGUACUUUGACAACAUUGAUUUAAGACGAUAUUAUGGCGG
Molecule: messenger RNA, 793 nt
Organism: Actinia tenebrosa (Australian red waratah sea anemone)
Lineage: Eukaryota; Metazoa; Cnidaria; Anthozoa; Actiniaria; Actiniidae
Biological process (GO): cell-matrix adhesion
Cellular component (GO): membrane
Molecular function (GO): calcium ion binding; protein binding
Source: RefSeq, a predicted model, not a curated record